Molecule: messenger RNA, 4005 nt
Organism: Hylaeus volcanicus
Lineage: Eukaryota; Metazoa; Arthropoda; Insecta; Hymenoptera; Colletidae
Gene: Oatp58Dc
Product: solute carrier organic anion transporter family member 74D
Exons: 9
Coding region: 1200-3365 (721 amino acids)
Biological process (GO): transmembrane transport; sodium-independent organic anion transport
Cellular component (GO): membrane
Molecular function (GO): protein binding
Source: RefSeq, a predicted model, not a curated record
AAUUAAGUUUACUACAAUUUUACUCGCUCAACCAAAUUUCCAUCGGAUGCCAAUUUCACCCAAGGAUCUACAUCCAAAUCAAAACUCUCAAAUACCUCACUCGCCACUGUUCCAUCAAGAUUAGUUCCAAAAAAUCGUAAAAAUUCUACGUCUUCGAUCGAAGGUCCCUACUACUCAUCCCCGCUACCCUCAUCCCAACCAACAACCUCCAUCCACCUCCCAACCCUCGAAAACGCCUCUGUCACCCCGUCGGUCAACAAAUUUUCGCCAGCGACAAUAAUAAUUCCUCCGUCUACCUGAAAUCGGAGUACUCCUACCGCAGGACAGGUAGGCAUUAUCGAUACGCCACCGUGGGUAAAUAUUAUCAAACGGGGAUUCGAGACGAGCGAGUGGGACGAGGACCGGCGCACGCUCGUUCUACGAACGGAGAGCAAUAGAAAUAGAAGCGCGCUGGAUGGAGGAAGAGAGUUAGACCGAUAGGAACCUCCGAGCGGGAUAGAAGACACGAAGUAGCGAAGAAGGGGAGGGAGGGGGAGGUACGAAGUGAUUGCAAGAGAGGCAGAAAAUGUGCCCGCUUGAUAACAGCAACGCGAACCGAGGUACCAUAGGUGCAUCACAGUUCUCCGCGUCGUGAUCCUCUCGUCGUCCGAUCGGCUGUCUUCAGGGUCGAUAGUGGGGAUCCGCAGGAGGACCACCGUCUUUGUCGCGCUGCGGAAGACCGACUAAUUCCAGUUGGGACGGGAUAACGUACGUUUUCGGACACGAGAUUCGCGUUUCGUUCGCCGGAAAUCGCGCCCGCAGCCACCGCCGCGUUAAACGAGACCCGCGUCCAUUCUCCGUGGACCACGAGCAAGUUUCCGGGGGGAUCGCAGUUCCAGCGGGAUCUUGGAAACUAUCAGCUCUCGCUCUCGACCGACCCACGGUGACGGCGAAACGAUACGCGAACCAAGGUGAAGCACGAUCGAGUUUAACCACGCGGUAUCGAAACAUGGAGAACACGUGACCUAGGAACGGAGAUCGGAAGUCGAGCGGAACCAACACAGGGAGGAGGGCGGUUCGAAUUCAAGGAAAAGAGCGAUGCCAAGGGCCGCGAGGACGGCGGAGGUACAACAAAAACGUGCGACCAGCGAUUGAGGUCAGACAGAUCUCGCGGCUAACGGAGAGCGGGGGUUGUUUGGGAAGCUGCGUCGCAGACGAAGAUGAAGAAUAACACGAGCAACCACGAGAAGAACGGGCCGGAGAGCCUGAAGCUGUUGAGGGUUCCAUCGACGCCACCGACGACCCCGACGACGCCCACGACGCCUAGCUCCAGAGGCCUCGAGGACGUGUUCAGGGAGCUACCCAUCACGGACGACACCUCCUGCGGCAUCUGGUUCCUAAAAGGUCCCAACUUGCAGAGAUUCGCGAACAAGAAAGCCUACGUGUUCCUUUACGGUGUACUAGGGUGCAUAUUCUCGGCCAGUUACGCGUAUUUCAACGGCACCAUCACCACCAUCGAGAAGAGGUUCAAGAUACCCUCGAAGACCACAGGUCUUAUCACCGUGGGCAACGAUAUCUCGCAAUUGUUCGUAUCGGUGGUCCUGUCUUAUUACGCAGGAAGGGGUCACAGGCCUCGAUGGAUCGCGUUUGGCAUCUACACUGUUGUCCUAUUUUGCUGCAUGACGAUGCUGCCGCAUUUUUUGUACGGCCCUGGCGAGGACGCUCUUCUGCUCACGAAGGAAUACGGAGCGAAACCAAGGAGCCUGAACACGAGUCAGAUCCCUGACAAACAGCGAAAGUUCCUAUGCCUAGGGCAGGAGAACCGCGAAAAGGAGUGCGACGAGACGGACGGAAACUUCGCGCCCCAGGUGUUGCUGUUCAUAGCGCAGCUAGUGUCAGGUAUUGGCGGAUCGCUAUAUUAUACCCUGGGAGUGUCGUACAUGGACGAUAACAUACAGAAGUCGAAGACACCGGCGUUGAUCAGCUUCUCGUAUUUCCUAAGAAUGCUGGGGCCAGCCAUUGGUUACGGUCUGGCUUCGUUCGCCCUUAAGUUCUACAUCAGCCCAACUCUGACGCCCACCAUCACGACACAGGAUCCAAGAUGGUUGGGUGCCUGGUGGCUGGGAUGGAUCAUCCUGGCGAUUCUUCUGUUCGUCUUCGCGAGCAUAAUCGCGCUGUUCCCGAAGACGCUACCCAGGGCAGCAGCCCGCAAGGUGUUGGCCUCGGAGCGAAACAAGUCCGCGGCUAACUUAAAAGCGGACCAAGAACCAGAGUUGCCUGCCUCCUUCUUAGACAUGAUGAGGACGUUCAAGCGCCUGUUGACGAACACUACCCUGAUGUGCAACAACCUGGCGACUGUCUUCUACUUCAUGGGAUACAUGCCCUACUGGAUCUUCAUGCCUAAAUACAUCGAGACGCAGUACAAGCAGUCAGCCUCUGUCUCCUCGUUGAUCACUGGAACGGUCGGCCUGGUGUUCAGCGCCUUUGGGAUCCUCCUUUCCGGUUUAGUCAUCUCCAAGUACAAACCCAAAGCCAGAUACUUGGCCGCCUGGAACGUGAUGGUGGGGGCCAUAUCCGUGCUGGGAAUGAUUUCUUACGCUUUCCUCGGGUGCUCCGCCAACGAUAAUCAAAUCGCCGUUCAAUCGGACGGCGCACUGAAAACGCUCCUCCCGUGCAACGAGCAAUGCCACUGCGACUACGUUACUUACAACCCUGUCUGCUCGGAACAUGGUCAAACCUUCAUCUCAGCCUGUCACGCUGGAUGUCGAAACUUAAAGGUUCACAGUAAUAGCAGCAAGAUAUACACAGAGUGCAGCUGCGUCAAGCCGAAGUAUGCACGGUCAUUGGCGCACUUAUACUCGAACAACACGUCGGCGCACACAACGGAAAUUCCGUCCGAGACCACCGAGCCCGAUGGGCCGCCAUCUUUAGGCACCGCGGUCCCAGGUGCCUGUCCUGUGGAUUGUAUGCACAAAUUUUACGUCUUCCUGGCCGUGGUUUGUCUCCUCAAGUUCAGCGGCGCCACUGGAAGGGCGUCGAACUUCCUGGUCUCCGUCAGAUGCGUCGACGAGAAGGACAAGACGGUGGCAAUGGGUUUUGGAUUAACUAUUAUGAGCUUAUUCGCAUUCAUACCUUCCCCUAUAUUAUUCGGAUUUAUUUUAGAUAAAACCUGCCUCGUUUGGGGAAAGACAUGUUCAGGAACAGGAAACUGUUGGCUCUACAACGGCGAGACAUUGCGAUACCUGCUGAACUUUACCGCAGCCAGCUUCGUAACGAUCGGCACGUUGUUUGAUGUGGGUGUCUGGUAUUUCGUGAAAGACGUAAAGAUCUUCGACGAGGAGAUCGAGCUGAAAGACAUAGCCGAGGAGCCAGGGGAGACACUUUGAAAGUGACUCAUUAACGAUCCGAUCAGAUCGUUUCGUCCCAGAGACGACGGGAGUAAAGGCUCGAACAACAAAAUCGUCGAUGAAUAGGAAUAAAAGGAAAAUAAUAGAAGGGGAGGACGAGAACGGUGGAAAAAAGCGAAAGGGGGAAAGAGAGAGACAUAGAGGAGCAGACGAAUAAAGACUUUACAAGUACCUUAAGCAUCUCCUUAGAUAUUUAAAAGCUCGUAGUACCUCGGAUAGCCAACUUACGGUUGGCUAGUUCGUUCGCGAGGUGCGACAUUCGACAAACGGAAACGAAUUUUAAUUUUGUACUAUCCCUCGUCUUAUCGUCACUCGACGGUGACGUCCUCGUCGUUCGAUCGGGGCGUGCCCGAGAUCGUUUUUAAUGAAUAGGGAAACCUUGUAAAAAUAAUUAUAAGACGGUUCUACAGUAAUCUGAGAUAAUCGGCCCGAAUUAAUCGUUGUUCUAUUGUACAAAGUAUGAUGUGAAAAAAGAACUUAUAACCACUGGUGAAAGGGAGUGUUUCUGUUUUCUUUUUUUUUUUUUUGUACUUUACAUUCAACGAUACAGUGUGACGCGUCUUCGUUUCUUGCGGAUCGUCGAGACUGCGAAAAUAUAUCAUUUAUCCACGUUUUAAUA